UUUGUAUUUCUUUCUGCCUGUGAAACUGCAGUCAGUGACUUUAAGACACCCGACAAAGUGAUACACCUAGCGGCUGGCCUGCAAUUCGCUGGGGUUAAGAGUGUCGUUGGAACAUUAUGGACGGUCAACGAUAGUACUGUCCAGUGCUUAGUCGAGGCAUUCUAC
This is a messenger RNA of Suillus subalutaceus, 165 nucleotides long. RefSeq lists its product as uncharacterized. Lineage: Eukaryota; Fungi; Basidiomycota; Agaricomycetes; Boletales; Suillaceae. The record is from RefSeq and is a predicted model, not a curated record. The transcript has a single exon. The annotation marks the transcript as partial.